AUGCUAUGUCUCUUUCUCUUCUCUGUUUUUGCGGGUGCAACUCUCGCUCAAGGGAGCGUUAACAACUCGACCGCCACUACACGAUACGAUUAUAUCGUCGUUGGUGCUGGCGCAUCAGGUAUCAUAGUCGCAGAUCGCCUGUCUGAAGCAGGGAAAAAUGUCCUUCUGAUAGAAAGGGGUGGGCCUAGUACAUUAGCAACAGGAGGCACUGAAGUACCACCCUGGCCAAGCAAGACGAAUCUCACAAGAUUUGACAUACCUGGCUUGUACGAAUCGAUCGUUUCCACUGCACCCGCAUACUGGUGGUGUGAUGAUAUCCAGGCUGGUGCAGCGUGCCUCAUUGGGGGUGGGACGGCUGUCAAUGGACUGCUUUACUGGUAUCCGACCGAUGCAGAAUGGGAUACCUCGAAUGGUUGGCCGAAAGGGUGGCAACAACCAAACGCCGCGCUUAACAAGGUCAAAGCAAGACUACCCUCAACAGACAUACCGUCGACAGAUGGGAAACGUUAUCUCACUCAAGUAUAUGAUGUUGUUAAAUCCAUUUUGAAGACGCAGAACUACUCUGCGAUUACCAUCAAUGAGGAUCGUAACUCGAAGAACCGUAUUUAUGGUCAUCCGAACUACUAUAUCCAAGAUGGAAAACGUACAGGCCCGAUGGAUACAUAUCUCAAGACGGCCAGGGCUCGAUCCAACUUCAAGCUCAUCACCAACACCAAGGUUCUCUCUGUCAUUCGCAAUGGCGCUCAGAUCACAGGUGUUCAGACCAAUGAUAACUCCCUCAACGGAAAUGGAAUCAUUCAACUCACCUCAAAGGGCCGAGUCAUUCUAUCUGCAGGUGCUUUCGGAACGGCAAAGAUUCUGUUCGGGUCAGGCAUUGGUCCAUCGGACCAAAUCGCUCUCAUAGUGGGAACUCUGCUCUGUCCAAGCACCUUCCACCUUCGUCGCAGUACAUCAAUCUUCCGCGUCGAUUGGUACGAUAAUUUUGCACCAAUAUGGUCAAAUCCGCGUGUUUCGGACGCAAACCAGUAUGUGCGAGAUCGCUCAGGUGUUUUUGCCGGUUCGUCUCCUCGGAUCAACUUUUGGCGUCAAUACAACGGGUCGGACGGCAAGACCCGUUAUGUACAGGGGACAUCGCGCCCAGGUGCUUGGGGAGUUUCAACGAUAUACCCCUACAAUGUUACAUCACAGUUCGUUAUAACUUUGUAUCUUGCCACCGGUCUUACUUCGACCGGAAGGAUCGGCAUGAAAGAUACGUCUCUGGCUAUGAGUCCGAUUGUCAAGCCAUGGUUCACCGACCCUGUUGACAAAGCGGUGAUGAUCAAUGCAAUGAACGAUAUACUGUCCACGUACAAACAGGUCCCCGACCUUGUUUUGGUGGCUCCUGACAAUGUUACUUCUAUCGAUCGCCAUAUUGCUCAGGUGCUGCAUACACCCAACCACUGGACUGGCUCAACCAGGAUCGGGACAAGCUCUUCCGACUCGGUCGUCGAUACAACUACCAAAGUGUGGGGAACUGAUAAUCUGUUUGUCGUUGAUGCAGGUAUCAUGCCUGGUAUGACGGCGGGCAACCCCCAGGGCGCAAUUUUUGUGAUGGCGGAGAAUGCAGUGGCGAAGAUUAUAGCACUAGCUGGAGGUCCUUAA
Rhizoctonia solani is the source of this 1641-nucleotide messenger RNA. RefSeq names its product GMC oxidoreductase. NCBI's taxonomy places the organism in Eukaryota, Fungi, Basidiomycota, Agaricomycetes, Cantharellales, Ceratobasidiaceae. The record is from RefSeq and is a predicted model, not a curated record. Gene Ontology annotation, molecular function: oxidoreductase activity, acting on CH-OH group of donors; flavin adenine dinucleotide binding. Bases 1 to 1641 code for a protein of 546 amino acids. The transcript is spliced from 10 exons.